UACUCGGAGAUGACCGGGUUUAGAUAAGCAAGAUAAGGAAGUAACUUUAGGGUUUCACAACAACAGCUCGAAAUGCUGACUCGAGAGCCCAAGCUAUAAAACUACGCCUGUGAAGUAACUUUGAGCUCUUUUAUACCUUUCAGGUUAUUCAUUCAUUCAGGUUUUGACUUGUCAGACAUCAAGAUGUUGCGCUGGGGCAUGCUCGGAACGAGCUUCAUCUCCGACGUGGUCGCCCGCUCCAUCCUCGCCAGCAAAAACUCCACCAUCGCCGCAGUCUUUGGCCGCAACGAAACCCGCCUGACAGCAUUCGCCGACAAACAUGGCAUUGCAGAGCGAUAUACUUCUAUCGAUGAGCUGCUGGACACGGCUGAGAUAGACGUCGUGUACGUCGGUCUGCCGAACCAUAUGCACACCCCCGCAGUUCUUGCAGCUGCUAAGCGAGGCAAGGCGAUUUUGUCAGAGAAAUCAUUGGCGACUACGAUGGAGGAUGCCGAGGCGAUUAAGAAGGCUGUUAAGGAUGCGAAUGUGUUCUUUUUGGAAGGGCUUAUGUAUCUUACGCAUCCGUUGAUGAAGAAGACUCAGGAGCUGCUUCUUGAGGGCAAAAUUGGGACGGUGAGAGGCGUAUCGGGGUAUUACUCUGCCAAUAUCUGGAAGAAAGCGAAUCCUCUGAGCAUGGGGACUAUCUACAACCUGGGCUGCUAUCCAGUUUCAUUGCUGCACUUCGUCGUUGAGACAGCUUUCGGCAGCGAUGCGUUUGCAAAGCGUCAAUUGCACGGCUUCGGCAAUAUCUCGAGGGAAGGCAGUGUCCAUGUCCGCGACGCAUCACUGACAGUCCGUUUCGACAACGGCGUGCUGGCAAGUCUUCAAUCGACUGACAGCUACGGCAACGACUCUUCAUUUGCGAUUCUAGGAGAUAAAGGCAGGAUCAGGUUCGUCACGAACCCUUGGCUACCCAUCGCAGGCGACAACAUCAUCGAGGUCAAAACCUACACCGGUUCAACGGAACAAGUUGUUGUACCUGCAGACAUGGAUGCAUUUGGAUAUCAGGUGAAGAAGGUGGAAGAUUGUUUAUCCCGCGGUGUAAGGACGGCGGAACGGCCUUCGCCGAAUGUUGAUCAGAGCGUUGAGAUCAUGGGUCUGUUGACAGAGUGGGAGGCUCUGAUUCAGAGUCAGCACAAGUGAUAGUCUCUACCAAAACUUGAGCAAUGGGAUCCACUAUUCAAUGCUGCAUAAAAUCCCGAAUCAUGAAGAUACUUUUCGAUACGACAAUGACGUGUUGUGGACUUCUUCAUGUUUCUUCCGCUAGCGGGAUCGGGACAAGCAACGAGGAUUCAAGGUGGUGACGUCAGCGUUACGAGCUCUAUAGACGUCUCCGUAUUUAUUUACAACUUCCUGUUCCUUUUGGCUUUCGAUUUUCCGUUCAGCUUUGUAAACGACUUCUACGUCUUGCUUCAAUUGCUUGACUUUAAAUAAUUACAAAAAUGUCUGAAUCUCUUGCCGCUUUCCGAUCUGGGAGGAGUGAUGAGCUCCGGAAGCUUGCGGAAGAGCACUUCCAGCACGAGUACGUCAAAACGAAUUGAAGAAUAAAAAUACUAACUUGGUCAAGUUUGAACGAUAAUGACCGCGACA
Fusarium redolens is the source of this 1629-nucleotide messenger RNA. RefSeq lists its product as uncharacterized. The transcript has a single exon. Bases 184 to 1182 code for a protein of 332 amino acids. Gene Ontology annotation, molecular function: nucleotide binding. NCBI's taxonomy places the organism in Eukaryota, Fungi, Ascomycota, Sordariomycetes, Hypocreales, Nectriaceae. The record is from RefSeq and is a predicted model, not a curated record.